Nematocida parisii ERTm1 is the source of this 600-nucleotide messenger RNA. RefSeq lists its product as uncharacterized. Lineage: Eukaryota; Fungi; Microsporidia. Bases 1 to 573 code for a protein of 190 amino acids. The transcript has a single exon. Gene Ontology annotation, molecular function: RNA binding. Gene Ontology annotation, cellular component: nucleolus. The record is from RefSeq and is a predicted model, not a curated record.
AUGACAAAAAAAGAAGAGAAGAGUAUUUCAUACGAGAUGAGAAGUAUCCGCGUACCAUCCAGGAAAAUGAAAGCAGUAAAGGAGAUGUGGAUGAAAAUAUACACACCAAUUGUUAUGCAGUGUAAAUUAGAAAUAAGGAUGAACCUGUCUACACAGUGCAUAGACAUAAGGACGUGUAAAGAGACACUCAGUCCAGUCGCCAUUCAAAGAGCAGAAGAGUUCAUUAAUGCGAUAACCCUGGGAUUCUCACCAGAAGAUGCCUUAUCUAUACUAAGGGAUGACUCCCUGUACGUUAACUGCUUCUCAUUAGAGGAUGUAAGGAUACUCCGACACCAUCACAUAGGAAGAGCGAUCGGGAGGAUCGCUGGUUCAAAAGGGAAGGUUAAGAAUAAUUUAGAGUUAAUCACAAGUACACGGAUAGUAAUAGAGGACAAGAACAUAAGGGUAUUAGGCACAGCAGAGAAUAUAUCAUUAGUAAGGACGGCUGUAAGUAAAUUAAUUAUGGGAUCACAGCCAGCGAAAGUAUGUUCGGACUUAAGGAUUAUUUCAAAGAAAGUACAGGAAAGAUUGUAAAACCGGGUUAAAUCGGGUUAUUACCAC